Aspergillus brunneoviolaceus CBS 621.78 is the source of this 2921-nucleotide messenger RNA. Its product is annotated as cell division control 45 family protein. NCBI's taxonomy places the organism in Eukaryota, Fungi, Ascomycota, Eurotiomycetes, Eurotiales, Aspergillaceae. Gene Ontology annotation, cellular component: DNA replication preinitiation complex. Gene Ontology annotation, biological process: mitotic DNA replication preinitiation complex assembly; double-strand break repair via break-induced replication; DNA replication initiation. The record is from RefSeq and is a predicted model, not a curated record. Gene Ontology annotation, molecular function: chromatin binding; single-stranded DNA binding; DNA replication origin binding. The transcript has a single exon. Bases 161 to 2845 code for a protein of 894 amino acids.
ACGCGCGCGCGCGUGUGUGGAGGUGAUUCUCGAUAAAAACUUACCAACCUAAAAGAAAAGACCGGCCCAACGGACCUUACCUUCCACGUUCGAGUCGAGGAGAGAAGUAGUGCGGCGGGGGUGUGUCUUUUCGCGCCUUGCUUAGUUUUCACCCGCCGCCAUGUAUCUCCCUCGUCAACUUAUCUCCCAUCUAUACCUACAAUUACUCCGCUCACAUCACCCAUUGUCCCCACCGGUGCUCAUCCUCGUCGCCCUUGAACCCGAUGCGCUCUGUGCCUGUCGAAUCCUGACCGCCCUACUCAAGCGCGACUAUAUCCCCCACAAGAUCCAACCCGUGGCCGGCUAUGGUGAUCUCUCGCGCGCCGGCGAGGAGCUGGUCAAACCCAUGCGGACGACGAAUGGCGGUAGCGGGGGUGUUGUCAUCUGUCUCGGGGUGGGUGGCUUGGUUGACCUGACUGAGAUCUUGUGCUUGAGUGGCCCGGACGAGGAAGACGAAAACAAUAACGAGGAUGACGAGGGACGAGGGGCACAGGAUAUGGGAGGGGUGGAGGUUUGGGUGUUCGACGCACGACGGCCCUGGAACCUAUCCAAUGUGUUCGGGGGCGAGGCUAUCACUGAUGCUGGUGGCAUAGCAGACACUGGUACCGGCAAUGAGAGACGGAAACUGCGCGGGGUGGACAGAGGGUGCAUCACACCCGGGUACGCAUCGGGCAAUGGGGGCAUUGUGGUCUACGACGACGGAGAUAUUGAGGAGGAGCUCGGUAAGGAGCGAGAGGCGUAUUGUGAAUUGAUGGCGAUGCCGGAGGUGGAUGAGGAAGCAGAUGAUUUUGACGACAUUGACGCCGAUGGAUCGGAGAGCGACGGUCAAGCCGAUCAUCCUUCUAGCUCGGAUUCCAAGAAGCGGAAGUCGUGGUCGCGCCAGGAUGAUGAGGACGAAUCCGACGAGGACGAUGGUCCGCCUCGUCAGCGUAGGAGGAGUGAUUCGGUAUGUUUUGUUUGUCCGCGGUACUCGCGGCGGUUGUUCUUCGAGGCUAACCUGAUUGCUCUCGUGCAGGGCUCGUAUAUCAUCUCAUCUCCAAGUCGUCCCCGAAGGAUGGGGCACGAUUCCUCUAACUCCUCUCGCUCCGUUACGCCGACGUCGGACUCGCCAUCCCCCAUACAUCCCAAACCGCCUUCUGAACGGUCCUUAAGGCGUCGGUUGCUUCGAAUGCGAAGGAAAUAUGAAGGCCUCUUGCAGAGUUACUAUAACUCCGGCACGUCGUACUCGGAGCCGAUAUCGUCCCUUGUAUAUUCACUUGCGUCCGAGCUUGGUCGAGAAGAUAAUGAUCUACUGUGGCUGGCCAUUGUAGGUGUGUCGAGCUUGGAACUUAGUGGCCGAACGAUGUCCGGCGUGGGCGUUUCUAACGCGCUGGAGUAUGGUGGCUCGGCUGGUUGGGGCGGAGAACGAGGCGAACGAAUACGGCAGAUCAUGAGAGAUGAAGUCCACCGAUUAAACCCUCCAGAUCCCUACGAGCGCGACAUCAGAGGCGAAAUCAACGGUGUCAUCCCGACCACUGCUCGGUCACCAACCGACAAGUCAAUCCGACUCUCUCCCGAGCCUCGGUUCCUUCUCAUUCGACACUGGUCGCUCUACGACAGUAUGCUUCAUAGCCCCUACCUGGCAUCAAGAUUACAUGUCUGGACGGAACAUGGUAAGAAGCGAUUACACAAACUGCUCGCGAAAAUGGGCAUCAGUCUUAAUCAAAGUCACCAAAACUAUACUCACAUGGAUAUGGAACUUAAGCGAGUAUUACGGCAGCGUCUGCUCAAAUACGCACCCAUGUACGGACUCGAUGGGCUUGUUCCUCCCGAAGCCUCCGGUCAUGCUGCAUCUCGUGAAGGGUGGGGUUUCGUCCGCUGCUGGGGUUGGAAAGCUUGCCUUUCUGCCACUGACGUCGGCGUUAUCAUUGGUGCUAUUUUAGAGGUUGGCCCGGAGGAUGCUCCUGGCACGUGGGAUGCGAAACGGCUAUCGAAACCUGCCCUCGAGACGAAUGACGAUGUAUCUACUGAAUCUGACCUGUCCAGUCUUCUCCCCCGGUUUUGGAGUGCGUAUGAUGCGCUGUCACUGACAUCGGAGUCGCCGACGCUGCUCCUCGGCUCACUUUCUCUUGCACAACAUCUCCACCGCGCCAUCCUGCGCACUGGUACAUCGUUGUUGUCCAAACAUCAGAUCCGGCACUUGCGCGCAUUCCGCAUUGCCGUUGUCAAGGACGGCCCGGAUCUCAAAUUAUUCACCAACCCUGGAGCGCUGACGAAGUUGGCUCUCUGGGUCGCGGAGGCCAUCCGCGUGCAGGAACGGGAACGAGCGGAUACCGUCAAAAUCGGCCGCAGACGGGCUGUUGGCACCCCAUUAGUUCUGGCCGGGCUUGAUGAGGAUCGAGGUCUUUAUGUGGUCGUCGGCACAGGAGGUGGAGGAGGUGUUGUCGACUUUGCUGCUCUAACCAAACGCCGCGAGGAGAGACGGCGGAAAAAGGAGUCCAAGGAGAAAAGCCGGAAAGAGCGAGAGCAGCGUCGAGUCAAACGCGCUGCGGAGCGUGCAGCAAGGGAUGAUGACGAGCACGAGGACGGGGACGAGGAAACCGAAGAAUCCUCCUCAGAGUCCGAAUCGGAAUCCGAGGACGAGCAGGACCUGCGUGGCAACAAGCACCUUCUGCGGAAUCGGUUUGGGAUUGCCUUCCAGGAAGUGGUCCAAGAAACCAGUGCCCGCGUUCGCAUCGAUAGUUUCGAGCACUGCGUGGUCGAGGUGCAGAAGGAGGAUCUAGGAGGCUUUCUCGAAGCUCUCAGCUUCCGCAGCGUUGUUGGCUGAUAGCCGCGGCUGGCAAAAUGUUCUUAGGCUUAUGCCGCGACCCAUCCCUUUGUUACUGUUUCAUGCUCUAUAAUCA